GGGCGACAACCGCCACUCGCGCAGUGAGCCACUCACAGCGUCAGCGAUUGCCACGUAUGCCCGUUCGGCACCCUCCUCCUCCGCCACGUGCCCUCGCCUCCGCGCCUUUUUCAUUCCUUCUUCUUCGGACUUUCUCCUACCUUCCUUCUUCACACCAUCAAACUCUCGCACCGUUCUACCCACAGCCCCUCCUUUCUUCUCCCGCACUCUUCUUCUGAUUGCCUCCAUUUUUUUUUAGCUUUCUUUUCAUGGGGAGGCCAUUCUUUAGUGACAUGGCUGCUGCUGGAACCAACGGCCGCGGCGACGACGGCGGAGAUCAGGCGACGAGUCCCGUGGUGGACAUUUACCCUCUCAGUAGCUACUACUUCGGAUCGAAAGAUGCUCUUCCUUUCAAGGACGAGACUCUCGCUGAUCGCCUCUACAGGAUGAAGUCCAACUACAAUGCUCAGGGGUUGAGGACUUGCGUCGAAGCUGUUAUACUGGUGGAGUUGUUCAAACACCCGCAUCUGCUGCUGCUGCAAGAGAGGAAUUCGUUCUUCAGCCUGCCUGGAGGCCGCCUUAGGCCGGGCGAAACGGAUGUCGACGGUUUGAAGCGUAAGCUGAGCAGGAAGCUCUUGGUCGAUGACAGCGAAAAUGAUUGGGAGGUUGGGGAACGCCUUAGUACGUGGUGGAGACCGGACUUCGAAACACUAAUGUACCCGUACUUACCGCCUGCCACGAAAUCACCCAAGCAAUGCACAAAACUAUUCCUAGUCAGGUUACCAGAGAGGCUGGACUUCAUCGUGCCGAAAAACUUCAAGUUGCUUGCUGUGCCACUCUGCCAGGUCCAUGGCAACCAAAAGACGUAUGGACAGAUAAUAUCGGGAGUACCACAGAUGCUAUCCAAAUUCUCCAUAAACAGGGUGAUCCCAUAAUGAUGCAGAACUGACUAUAGUGGGAAUGAAAUAGGUUGUAAAGUAGUCGCUAUAUCGACAUGAGAGAGCUGUUUCCACGCGAAACCGGGUUGGCAGAGUGCGUCUGUCUCAUACUUGCAGACCUUGAAACUGUUUUCCUUUCUAUCUUCGAGUGUAUGUGUGUAUUGUAUACAGGGAUAGGUAUGGCUUUUGAGCUUAUAGUAGAAGGGUUAGAAUGUGCGACAGGGUAUACAUCAGCUUCCAUUGUAAAGAUGGUUUCUUUCUUCUGUAUCUGUAUGACUUUAUGGACCGCGACCGGUAUUGUAGUGAAUUUCGCUUAAACGGCGGCUUGGUGAGAGAUUUUUUGUCUGUAUUUCUUCUAGGUAAACUACUA
Molecule: messenger RNA, 1287 nt
Organism: Linum tenue
Lineage: Eukaryota; Viridiplantae; Streptophyta; Magnoliopsida; Malpighiales; Linaceae
Source: the annotation of a GenBank genome assembly